AGGCUCCCUUGGCUCUGAGCGAAGAGCAGCGCGGCUGUCCGCACGCGCCAUCACAAUUUUCCCACUGUCGGACUCCGCGAACUUUGCAACGAUAUUGUCAUUGCUGUAUAAAGUACAGUUUGAAUUAUUUAGUUCUUCAAUAAUUGUGUGUUAACGGUGAAAAAGUGAGAUUUUUAUCAGCGAGGAAGUUGACGCCACAUCGCAGGCUGUUUGAGGUGCGGUGCACAUUCGAGAAAAUUAUGCAGUUGAGAACAACUACAAGAAUACAAAGCACAUUUCAAACAGCGUCAUCUAAUUUUUUAAACCGCCAGUUUUUGAAAGCCAAACGCAACUUUACAUAAUGGAAGAUAAUAGAUUUGUCGUUUCAACCGUGGAGGGGGAAUGUAAGAAGAAUGGUAUCCACAUGGGAGCUAAUAUCAUAUCUCGUCCACUACGGUCUUCCUUGGAGACUGUCGAGCGAGGAGUUACCAACGCGCAGCCGGACACCUGGCUCCACGAUGCCGGCUGGAGGAGAAAACGCUCUCUGGCACAGCUGACAAGGGAAGCGCUCCCCAGAAUGGAAAACUACAGAAAUUCGAAGAGAGCCCUGAAAAGACCUAGUUUAGGUGAACUACACGGUGACCACCUAAUAACUGAAGAGGAAGAGAAAACGCAGAAUCCGAGAGACACAAAAUCACCGACACCAGCCGGUGGAAUCAAAUUAGGAUGGAUACAAGGUGUGUUGAUACCAUGUCUCCUGAACAUCUGGGGCGUGAUGCUGUUCCUCCGUAUCUCGUGGGUGGUGUCGCAGGCCGGCAUUGGCUGGUCCCUGGUCAUCAUUGCACUAUCAGCUGUUGUGUGCGUCAUCACCACGCUAUCUAUGAGCGCAAUUUGCACCAAUGGAGAAGUAAAAGGAGGCGGCAUUUACUACAUAAUAUCAAGAUCUCUCGGCCCAGAAUUCGGGGCUUCUGUGGGCAUAAUAUUUGCUUUUGCCAACGCCGUGGCCGCGAGCAUGAACACCAUCGGUUUCUGUGACUCCAUGAACCACCUCCUCAAGAGCUUAGACCUGCAAAUAAUCGACAACAGCUACAACGACGUGAGGAUCAUCGGCGCCAUAGCCUUAUUCGUGAUGUGCGUCAUCUGCGCUGUCGGAAUGGACUGGGAGAGUAAAGCGCAGAAUUUCUUGAUCGCGAUUAUAGUGGGCGCAAUCGUCGACUUCGUUGUUGGUGCGGUCAUGGGUCCGAAGAGUAACUUGGAGGUUGCAGAAGGAUUUGUCGGCUUAAGUACAUCAACGUUCGUAGAAAACUUCAAUUCUGACUUCAAAUACAGUGAGGGCAUGGAGCAGAACUUCUUCAGUGUCUUCGCCAUAUUCUUUCCAUCCGUGACCGGAAUACAGGCAGGCGCGAAUAUAUCUGGCGAUCUGAAGGACCCCGCAUCCGCCAUACCAAAAGGCACGUUAUUAGCGCUCCUAAUAUCUAUGGUGAGCUACGCUAUGAUGGUUUUAUUCACCGGAGCCGCAGCCCUCCGUGACGCGAGCGGAAAUAUCACUGACCUGGUCAUCAGCAACGGCACAGUUACAAAUUACAGUGCGGUCAGUCAGUGUGCUAACAGCACAUUAUUCCCUUGCAAAUAUGGGAUGCACGUUGAUUUCGAGAUCAUGCAACUGAUGUCGGCGUGGGGCCCCUUCAUCUACGCGGGCUGCUGGGCGGCGACUCUGUCCACGGCGCUCACCAACCUGCUGUCGGUGCCGCGACUCAUCCAGGCGCUCGGCGUCGACCGCAUCUACCCAGGACUCAUCUUCUUCUCGAAACCGUACGGACGACACGGAGAAGCCUACAGAGGAUACGUGCUCACCUUCUUAGUGUCCUUACUGUUUCUACUUAUUGCGAAAUUAAAUGCGAUCGCGCCAUUGAUCUCCAAUUUCUACCUGGCAUCAUAUGCGCUGAUAAACUUUUGCACGUUUCACGCGGCGCUGGUGCGGCCUCUUGGCUGGCGACCUACAUUCAAAUACUACAAUGUUUGGGUGUCCCUGGCCGGUUUCCUGAUGUGUGUCGGGAUCAUGUUGCUCAUCAGCUGGAUCAUGUCGCUCGUGACCAUUGCAAUAUUCUUCACGCUGUAUCUCAUCGUGCACUACCGUAAUCCCGAUGUGAACUGGGGCAGUAGCACGCAAGCUCAGAUGUACAAGACGGCGUUGUCCAGUGCCCACAACCUGGCCCGCACUGGGGAGCACGUGAAGAACUACUGGCCGCAACUGCUGGUGCUGGGGGGACGCGCCCACGCUCGUCCGCCGCUCGUAGACCUGGGUAGCCUCAUCACCAAAGCCGGCUCUCUUAUGAUCAUUGGAGAUAUUUCGAAGGAAAAACUGUCAUACAAGGUGUGCUCAGCGCGAGCUCGUGCAGAUAACGAAUGGCUGCAAGAGAGGAAAGUGCGCGCCUUCUGUUCGCUAGUGCACGGAUUCAACUUUGAACAAGGAGCACGAGCCCUGAUACAGGCGACCGGCGUCGGCAAACUGGCGCCCAACGUGUUACUCAUGGGCUACAAGUCAGAUUGGACAACAGCUUCGGCCGAAGACCUCGUUGCUUAUUUCAAUGUGUUACACACGGCGUUCGAGAACCGUCUGGCCGUCGCUAUAGUCCGUGUGCGCGGCGGGCUGGACUACGGCGCGGCGGGGGGUGGGGAAGAGGGCGCGGGGUCGCUGACCGUCACGUCGAGCGGUUCGGGCGAGCUACACGUGCGCCGCUCAGACGCGCUCAUCAUGCACGCGGACUCAGACCUCGACAUCCACACCGACUCCUCCGCCAAGAACAAUCUUUCCAAUAUUUUAACACUGUCCACUUCGCGAUCGUUCACAAUAACUGAUGCCAAAGACAUAAAAGAUAAGAAAAAGAAAGACAAAAGGCCCACCGACAUGCAUCGUCAGAUCAUCUACAACGCGGCGAACGGAAUUGAACUGUCUAAAGAUCAAUUAACUCAGAUGUCAAUAUUUAAACGGAAACAGGAAUCCGGGACGGUGGACGUGUGGUGGCUAUACGACGACGGCGGCCUCACAAUCCUGCUCCCGUACAUCAUCUCGCAACGAUCCGCCUGGGGGAACUGCAAACUUCGUAUAUUCGCACUCGCUAACCGACUCAACGAAAUGGAGCUCGAAGAAAGAAAUAUGGCCAAUUUACUGUCGAAGUUCCGGAUUGACUAUUCGUCGUUGACAAUGGUCCAAGACAUAACGGAACCUCCGCAAGCAGAGACCAAAGCGCUCUUCGAUGAGACCAUAAAGAAAUUUACAAGUGAUUCUGCUGCCCCAGAGUGUCGUAUUAGCGAGACGGAGUUGACGACGCUAUCCGGUAAGACGAAUAGGCAGCUGCGACUGAGGGAGCUUUUACUCGCCAACUCAAGGGACUCGAGGCUCAUCGUUAUGUCGCUACCCAUGCCCAGAAAGGGCUCCGUGUCAGCGCCGCUGUACAUGGCGUGGCUAGAGAUGAUGAGUCGUGACCUGCCGCCGAUGCUCUUCGUACGAGGGAACCACACUUCAGUGCUCACGUUCUAUUCUUGAUUUCAAUUUGUUAUAAUUUAAACACAUGUUUGUUUUUGCUGUUAUAUUCCAAUAUGGCGACCGUCAAUUGAACAACGAGCAUGAAGAGCGGAAUUAUUUUGGCAUCAUACGAUUAUUGUUAGUUAAAUAAUUAGAUGAAUUAAAAAUGUAAAAGUAGUCGAAA
This is a messenger RNA of Bombyx mori (domestic silkworm), 3689 nucleotides long. RefSeq names its product bumetanide-sensitive sodium-(potassium)-chloride cotransporter. Gene Ontology annotation, biological process: sodium ion homeostasis; chloride ion homeostasis; sodium ion transmembrane transport. Gene Ontology annotation, cellular component: membrane. The transcript is spliced from 20 exons. The coding region runs from base 341 to 3526 and encodes 1061 amino acids. Lineage: Eukaryota; Metazoa; Arthropoda; Insecta; Lepidoptera; Bombycidae. The record is from RefSeq and is a predicted model, not a curated record. Gene Ontology annotation, molecular function: sodium:potassium:chloride symporter activity.